Ceratotherium simum simum (southern white rhinoceros) is the source of this 2519-nucleotide messenger RNA. RefSeq names its product solute carrier family 17 member 8 (gene SLC17A8). NCBI's taxonomy places the organism in Eukaryota, Metazoa, Chordata, Mammalia, Perissodactyla, Rhinocerotidae. Gene Ontology annotation, molecular function: L-glutamate transmembrane transporter activity; neurotransmitter transmembrane transporter activity. Gene Ontology annotation, biological process: regulation of synapse structure or activity; transmembrane transport; neurotransmitter loading into synaptic vesicle. Gene Ontology annotation, cellular component: synaptic vesicle membrane; excitatory synapse. The record is from RefSeq and is a predicted model, not a curated record.
GGCUGGAGAUAGGCCGCAGAUGCUGUUGCUGGUCUCCGGACACCUCGUGGGCUGGAGCCCACUUCAGCUUCUCCAGCUGCAGCCCCAGGGAGGGAGCGAGGCUGUGCUCAGCCUGAGAGGGACUGCCUGAGACAGCACGACAGGCUGCUGCUGAGUAGCUUUUCAAAGGGCUGAAUUCCCAGCCAGACACCCCUUGGCCUCUUUUUUUGGGGAGGAGGGGAGUUGUCUCAUCUUGAAAGAUCUGGGCUGGGUUUCAUCUCCUUUUUGAUUUUAAGUAACCUCCUUGAGAAGUGACUUCAAGGUGUUCAUCAAGGAAAGCAGAGUGGUCCUCACGCUGGAAAUGAGAAAGGAUGACAGUUUCUGAGACUGACUGUUAAUGGCUUGGAUGUGCCCCCCGUUCAAAAUGCCUUUUAAAGCAUUUGAUACUUUCAAAGAAAAAUUUUUGAAACCUGGAAAGGAAGGAGUGAAGAACGCCGUGGGAGAUUCGUUGGGGAUUUUACGAAGAAAAAUCGAUGGGACCAAUGAGGAAGCAGAUACUAUUGAACUGAAUGAAGAAGGAAGGCCAGUGCAAACGUCCAGGAAGAGCCCCCGACGCUGCGACUGCCACUGCUGUGGCGUCCCCAAGCGUUACAUCAUUGCCAUCAUGAGCGGGCUGGGGUUCUGCAUUUCCUUUGGGAUUCGGUGCAAUCUUGGAGUUGCCAUCGUGGAAAUGGUCAACAACAGCACUGUGUAUGUUGAUGGAAAACCGGAAAUUCAGACAGCACAGUUUAACUGGGAUCCAGAGACGGUAGGCCUUAUCCACGGAUCUUUCUUCUGGGGUUAUAUUGUGACACAAAUUCCAGGUGGAUUCAUUUCAAACAAGUUUGCUGCUAACAGGGUCUUUGGAGCUGCCAUCUUCUUAACAUCGACUUUGAACAUGUUCAUUCCUUCUGCGGCCAGAGUGCAUUACGGCUGUGUCAUGUGUGUCAGAAUUUUGCAAGGUCUAGUGGAGGGUGUGACCUACCCAGCCUGCCACGGGAUAUGGAGUAAGUGGGCACCACCUUUGGAGAGAAGCCGACUGGCCACAACUUCUUUUUGUGGUUCCUAUGCGGGGGCAGUGAUUGCCAUGCCCCUGGCUGGGGUGUUGGUGCAGUACAUUGGAUGGGCCUCCGUCUUUUAUAUUUAUGGUAUGUUUGGGAUUAUUUGGUACAUGUUUUGGCUGUUGCAGGCCUAUGAGUGCCCUGCAGCUCACCCAACAAUAUCCCACGAGGAGAGGACCUAUAUAGAGACAAGUAUAGGAGAAGGAGCCAACGUGGUUAGUCUGAGUAAAUUUAAUACACCGUGGAAAAGAUUUUUCACAUCAUUGCCGGUUUAUGCAAUCAUUGUGGCAAAUUUUUGCAGAAGCUGGACCUUUUAUUUGCUGUUAAUAAGUCAGCCUGCUUAUUUUGAAGAGGUCUUUGGAUUUGCAAUAAGUAAGGUGGGUCUCUUGUCAGCAGUCCCGCACAUGGUUAUGACCAUCAUUGUUCCUAUUGGAGGACAACUGGCUGAUUACUUAAGGAGCAGAAAAAUUUUGACCACAACUGCUGUCAGAAAAAUCAUGAACUGUGGAGGUUUUGGCAUGGAGGCAACCUUACUCCUGGUGGUUGGCUUUUCCCAUACCAAAGGGGUGGCUAUCUCCUUUCUGGUGCUUGCUGUAGGAUUUAGUGGCUUUGCUAUUUCAGGUUUUAAUGUCAACCACCUAGACAUUGCCCCCCGCUAUGCCAGCAUUCUCAUGGGGAUAUCAAAUGGAGUGGGAACUCUCUCUGGAAUGGUCUGUCCGCUCAUUGUCGGUGCAAUGACCAAGCACAAGACCCGUGAGGAAUGGCAGAAUGUAUUCCUCAUAGCUGCCCUAGUGCACUACAGUGGCGUGAUCUUCUAUGGAGUCUUUGCUUCUGGGGAGAAACAGGAGUGGGCUGACCCUGAGAACCUCUCUGAGGAGAAAUGUGGAAUCAUUGGCCAAGAUGAAUUAGCUGAAGAGACAGAACUCAACCAUGCGAGUUUUGCAAGUCCCCAAAAGAAGAUGUCAUACGGAGCCACCACCCAGAAUUGUGCAGUCCAGAAGAAGGAAUGGAGGGGACAAAGAGGAGUGCCUCUUGAUGAGGAAGAGCUGAUAUCCUACCAGAAUGAAGAGGGAAACUUCUCAGAUACAUCCUAAUGUCUGAGGAGCACUUCUGGCUUCUCCUCACCUUAGAACAAGAAAGUAUCCAUACAUAUUGCCUUGCCCAUAGCCCGGCUUGCCAGAGGGUCAAAUAUGGGGACACUGGAGGUGGGGGAAGGGGGAGAGAUUUAAUUAGCAAUAGAGAAAAGAGAAAUAUUUUCUUGCAAUGGCACUUUUGGGUAUGGAGCUUGCUCUAAGUUGACAAAAUAGGUAUAUAUAUAAUUUUUUUUUGAUUGGUGUCUGACUGUUCUCUCAAAGAACUGAACUUAUUCAGAAAAGAAUGACUAGAAGAAUAAGAGAGAUAAUACUAUGUUUUUCAUAGAAAAAUGGAAGGAAACGAGGA